This is a messenger RNA of Guillardia theta CCMP2712, 813 nucleotides long. RefSeq lists its product as hypothetical. Gene Ontology annotation, cellular component: membrane. The transcript is spliced from 2 exons. Bases 1 to 813 code for a protein of 270 amino acids. Gene Ontology annotation, molecular function: palmitoyl-(protein) hydrolase activity. The record is from RefSeq and is a predicted model, not a curated record. Lineage: Eukaryota; Cryptophyceae; Pyrenomonadales; Geminigeraceae.
AUGUUCGAGGGGAAGGUGCUGUAUGCGUCGCCGACCAGCCGCGUCCUGACCAAGACGCCAAGAGACUUCUACAUGCCCAACUACGAAGACGUGGAGAUUACGACCAAGGACAAGAAGGUCGUCCACGGGUGGCUGAUCAAGAGGAAGGAUGCGAAAAGCUCGCCCACCAUCAUUCACUUCCACGGCAACGCCUGCAACGUGUCGCACAUGCUCUACGACGCACUCGGGAUGUUCCAGAAGGUCAAGGCCAACAUCAUGCUGGUCGACUACCGCGGGUACGGCAUGUCCGAGGGGACGCCGAGCCAGCGGGGGCUGAUCAUGGACGCGGAGGCGGCGCUGGACUACCUGCUCCUGCGGCGAGACGUUGUGGAUCCAAGCCAGAUUUUCCUAUUCGGUCGGUCCCUGGGGGGGGCGGUGGCGCUGGAGCUGGCUGCGAGGAGGGAGGAUCAGAUAAGAGCGAUCAUAGUGGAGAACACUUUCACUAGCAUCGAUGAUCUGGUCAAGCACUUGUCUCCAGCGUACAGUAAGUACAUGAUCCGGGCGAUGCGCAACAAGUGGGACUCGAUGCAGGUCAUCCCCAAGAUCAGCCGGCCGAUGCUGUUCCUGUCAGGACGAGCGGACGAGAUCGUUCCUCCUUGGAUGAUGACGGCGCUGUACAAGGCGGCCGUCCAGUCCGAGGGGCGAGAGCUCGCGGCGUUCCCCAAGGGCAAGCACAACAGCACCUGCCUGUCUCGGGGAUACUACGAGACGAUGAAGAGGUUUGUCGACCGUGUCCUCUUGCCUGCUGACGACCACCAUGGUGUCGUGUCGUGA